Molecule: messenger RNA, 2052 nt
Organism: Hypoxylon trugodes
Lineage: Eukaryota; Fungi; Ascomycota; Sordariomycetes; Xylariales; Hypoxylaceae
Product: putative cytochrome P450 monooxygenase
Exons: 4
Coding region: 1-1497 (498 amino acids)
Molecular function (GO): iron ion binding; oxidoreductase activity, acting on paired donors, with incorporation or reduction of molecular oxygen; heme binding
Source: RefSeq, a predicted model, not a curated record
AUGUCAUCUCUCUUCACAGGCGACUUCAGCAUUCCUAAGCUGGCCUUGCUAGUCAUUCUCCUGUCUAUCAGUUACCAUGUCUCCAUAUCAGUAUACAAUCUUCUUUUCCAUCCGUUAGCGUCAUACCCAGGUCCAAUACUCCACCGCAUCUCCAUACUUCCCCGUACGGCGUACCUCUUACGCGGCGAGUUACCAUUUCAUGUCACAAAUCUCCACGCCAAGUACGGACCCGUAGUGCGUAUUGCACCCGACGAGCUAGCAUUCUGCGACCCCCAAGCUUGGAAGGAUAUCUACGGCCACAAGCCACAAGGUCAGGAUGAAUUCCCAAAGGAUAACAAAUUUUAUCGGCCGAUUAAAAGCACACCCGCUAACAUAUUCUCGUCUUCGCGCAAUGACCACGCACUCCUUCGCCGACAACUUGCCCAUGGGUUUUCCGACCGUAGCAUGAGAGAGCAAGAACAUAUUAUUGGCGCAUACGUCGACUUGUUGGUCAAGCGUCUCCAAGAACAUUCUAAAGGAGGAACCAAAGCACUCAAUAUGCGCGAGUGGCUAAAUUGGACAACAUUUGAUAUCAUUGGUGAUCUUGGACUGGGGAGUAGCUUUGAAUGCCUCGAGAAAGCCGAGUAUAAUCCCUGGGUCAGGGUUAUUACCAAGGCAAUUAAGAGCAGCAGCUAUAUGCAAGCUAUCACCGCCGUCGGAGGUACACGGCUAGUUACUUGGGUUGCUCAAAGUGGGUUAUGGAAAUCUCGUCAGACUCAUAGGCAGCUCGUAAGAGAAAAGGUCAUGCAGAGAAUGGAGCUUGGUGCUGAACGUCCAGAUCUUAUUGAGGGCUUAUUGAAGAAGCAGAAAGAAUGGCAAAUGUCCUUACGUCAAAUCUCAAUUAACGCUUCAAGGCUCAUCGUUGCGGGCUCCGAAACCACUGCGACGCUCUUAUCUGGCACUGUAUUCUUUCUUACGACGCAUGAAGACAAACUCGCCAAACUGGCUCACGAAGUCCGUUCGUCUUUCAAGAGUGACGAAGAGAUUACGUUAAGCUCUGUUGGGGAUCUUACGUACAUGCUUGCAUGUUUGGAUGAAUGUCUCCGCAUGUAUCCCCCCGUAGCCGUCGGAUUUCCGAGAGUGACACCAAAAGGAGGUGGGACAAUCGCUGGUCACUUCAUCCCAGCCGGGUACACGGUCAGCGUUUGGCAGUGGGCGAUUAACCACGACCCACGCUUUUGGACUGACCCCUACGAGUUCAAGCCGGAGAGAUUCCUGGGCGAUCCCCGAUAUAAGAAUGAUAGGUUUGAUGCUAUGCAACCAUUCAGUGUUGGACCUCGGAAUUGCAUCGGAAAGAAUUUGGCGUACGCGGAGAUGAGGCUGAUCCUGGCCAAGAUCAUUUACAACUUUGAUAUGCGGUUAGAUGAUGGUGCCCUGAAUUGGCUCGCGUCACAAAAGAACUAUGUCUUGUGGGAUAAACCAGUGCUCGGUGUGUAUAUCACUCCUGUAACUCAGUGACAUUCUGCGCUUCAUGCCCGUACACGAGUUCAAUCUGGCAUUAAGACCGCUAUUAUAUAUACAGAUUCAAACGACCUUAAAGUGUGAUUGGUAGUCACGUACACCUGGAUAGUCAGUUCCCGCGAGGUCUCAACCCUGAUAAUUGAUAACUUUGAUCCCUUCGGUAUACUCGCCUGCAGGGAAUUUGAUUUUACCAAUGUACAUGCGGCGUUUCGUAUCAGCAGGGUUACCCGGCUUGUCGCGACCGUGGAAAGCGAUGGUGGUUCCAUCCGAUGCGAUGUCCAUAUGACCGGGGCCGUAAAUAGGUUGAUUAGGUCCGGAUUUGGCGAGGGUUUUACGAUGACCGAACUCGGCGUCGGGGGCAGUUCCCCACGCGUAUUGGAUAUCGUACUUGUCGCUGUUAUAGCAGUGUGUGCUGAAGAACAGGACCUACAUCACCUGAGGUCAGAGGUAUUCCCGGUGUAAUCAAAUUGUUCAGGGUACUUACAUAUGAGCCUGGUUUACGCUUCCACAUCGCCGGUCCUUCGAUAAGUCCGUCGUCGGCCGCGCCAUUGU